Molecule: messenger RNA, 3450 nt
Organism: Fusarium venenatum
Lineage: Eukaryota; Fungi; Ascomycota; Sordariomycetes; Hypocreales; Nectriaceae
Biological process (GO): protein polyubiquitination; ubiquitin-dependent protein catabolic process
Molecular function (GO): protein binding; ubiquitin protein ligase activity
Source: RefSeq, a predicted model, not a curated record
AUGUUCUCGACAUUUACGGGCAACUCGCGGCGCCCUCGAAACGUCAACCUCAGUGGUUCUACCGGGAAUCCUUUUGCCAACACCUCAUGGUCACCGUCUGCCGUUUCGAACGCUACAAAAACCGUGUCGAAUGCCCAAGCCGAGCGUGAAAAGCGACAAAUUGAGCGAACGAAACUAAAGGCUGCUGGGAAGAUACAACGAACAUGGAGGGGCUAUAAAACAAGAGAAGUAUUAAGGGAAUCUCAGAGGCAUUCCUUUGAUGCUCUAUACAAGCCUGGAUCCAGCCAAACACCAUCCGAAAGGCUUCCUGAAGCAUUUCCCUUGCUUCUGUCCUUCUUCGCCUUGCGACGAGAUGACGACAUUCAAAGAGCUAUCUGUUAUGCGCACGAUACCGAGUCUGUAGAUCUCCGUCAAAUCGUACCGCCGAACGUUCACCCUUCACGAAUAGGACAACUUAUUCGAUUGCUUCUAUCUGCAGUAGACAAGUCGGUUUCAGCAAGAAAUCUUUCCGAUGAGACACACCUCAUUUUCAAGCUUGUUGUCCGCCUUGUGAAAAGUUAUCCCAACUUGGGUCUCCUUGUGAUCGACAGUUACUACAAGGUGGUUGGUAAAGUGUGUCAAGCUCGAAGUCUUGGUGGGCAAUGGCGAAACAUUGUGCUCCAAGCAAUCACUAACCCCUUCGAGGUUGCUUCUUCAGAAGUGAUUGCACAAGUGUAUCAUGCCUUUGCGUUCUCGUUCUUGAUCACAGAUAACAUAUGUUAUUUCGAAGAGAACAUUUCAGAUGUGUCCCAUACAAUUCGCUUCUCUCAUCUGGCGAGGGCGAUAGUGGCCGGUUUAUCACCAACCGAGAGCCCCCGAUAUUCCCAAGAUGGUCAACUCUGGCAGCUUGCUCAUUUCAUUGAUCUGGCUCGCUUCAGCACUGAUUCUAGCCCCGACACAGGGAUCUUAGAGACACUUUAUACUCAACUCUCAACCCUCUCUUCUUCUAUCAGCACUCGGCUGUCGGUUUCGAUUAAGACAAAUGAGGACGACGAGAAUGAUUCUGAAGAGCCACUCGCACCACCACUUGAUCCAUAUGUUACUUCUCAAUUAAUGUCUCUAGUGGACAGCAAAGGCAUCAUACAGACCUUACACGACUUCUCCGUCAAUCUUGCGAGAUCUUCACGACAAGAGUACCAGAGCACAAGCUUUCUUGCAGGAUACAUCUUAACCCUACUUCGAUGCUUUCCUUCGAAAGGUGACGAUAUCCGAAUGCGCCUCUUCCUCGAAGAAAUCCCUACAUUAACGGGCGAUGUCCCAACCAUCAAGUUUCUCUGGCAAAUGAUGGUAAAGACAACUGUCUUUAACAAGUUGAGGACAGAGUCGGAGCAGCCUCUCGAUGUCUUACGCAGAUAUCUUGGUGCUACGGCUAGAAAUGCGGAUUCUUCUGAAGAGGAGCAAGACUGGCGAAUCAUCCUUUUGUUCCUUGAACUAUACAUCUUCAUCCUUCGUUUGAGCGAUGACGAGGACUUCUUUUAUGGCAUUUACCCACCAGUCAUACAGCAAGCCCCGUCCACUUCCCGCAUUCGAUCAUGCAGUCUCUCACUGGAACAUGUUGAGAUGCUAACAUGCUUUCUCAAGAACACUGCUUUUACUCUCCAUUACAAUACGCACGAACUUACCAAGUCACUUAAUGAUCUGGAGGCAGCUUCCCAACAACGCAUGGAUACUUAUUUCAGUACUAGAGGACCAUCCUCGACGAACCAAGGGCAUGACGCACGAUUACACCAAAGUCCGACAAGUUUGGAUAUUGACAGCUUGCGGAACAUUGUGACAUCAGCAAUGAAAAUGCUGUACGAGCGAGACUCACGGAAACAGUUCUUGCCUACAAAUCACUGGCUCAUGACAUCAAAGCUUGAUCAGGGAGACUUCAUCGCCGCCGUUAUUGCAGAAGAACAGCGGCAGAUCGAGGAGGAUUCGGAUGAUAGUGAUGACGAUAUGGAAAACGAAUAUGCCAGUGUUCCAGGGUUCUAUUCGACCAUAGCUGGUCAGCGACUGUCACGACAUGCAAGACUUGAGCGAUUGAAGUCUCAGCAGGUACGAAGCCAAAAAGAGCGCCGUCUAGCAGAGAUGGGGCCAAAGCUGGAGAUAUUGAAACACAUGCCCUAUGCUGUCCCCUUCGAAACCCGUGUCAUGAUCUUCCGCCAGUUCAUCAAUCUCGAUCGAUCUCAGAGAGAGGGCAACAGCCUGACGUCCUUUAGCAGUCCUUUCGCCAAACACCAUGCGCAAAUCUCGCGGAAGCAACUCUUUGAAGAUGCAUACAAGCAAUUCUACGAGAUAGGGGAGGGUCUCAAGGACCCGAUUCAAAUCACAUUUGUCGAUCAAUUCGGUGCUCAAGAGGCUGGAAUUGAUGGCGGCGGUGUUACGAAGGAGUUCCUCAUCAGCGUUACGACGGAAGCGUUUGGCUCUGACCAUGGUAAGGGCAUGUUUACAUCAAACGAAAAGGGACUGCUCUUCCCUGAUCCUAUAGCGCUUGAUGUUGUUCGUGAAAAACUCAAGAUGAGCGGGUAUUCGGAAACUGACAAGGAGUACCGAGAUUGCAUUGGAAAUAUACUCAAGCGCAUGGAAUUCCUUGGUAGAAUUGUGGGCAAAUGCAUGUACGAAGGUAUCCUCGUCGACCUGGCAUUUGCUGGCUUCUUCCUCCUCAAAUGGGCGUCAACGGGUCCCAACGACGAGAAGAACUACAAAGGCAGCGUCAACGAUCUUCGCGACAUGGAUGAGGAGCUCUACAAUGGAAUGCUGCGACUCAAGAAUUAUUCGGGAGACGUUUCAGAACUAGGCAUUGACUUUACGAUUGCAGACCAGAUCUCACCACCAGGCGACCCAGUCAAGACCGUUACCAAGAAGCUCAUUGCCAAUGGCGAUCAAACCUACGUUACGAAUGACAACCGACUACUGUACAUCUCGUAUGUUGCUCGCCAUCGCUUAAUCGUUCAGCCAUCUCUACAGACCACGGCCUUUUUACACGGCCUGCGCUCCAUCAUCCGACCCAACUGGCUGUCCAUGUUCAACCAGUCAGAGCUACAGCGUCUGGUGGGUGGUGACUCGUCUGAGAUUGACAUUGAAGAUCUCCGUAAGCACACAAUUUAUUCGGGUUUAUAUGAGGUAGGUGAUGAUGGAGAAGAGCACGACACUAUCAAGAUAUUCUGGAAGGUUAUGCGCAGCUUCACAGAUGCUCAGCGUCGGGAUGUGCUCAAGUAUGUCAGUUCUACACCGCGAGCGCCUUUGCUGGGUUUCUCGCAAUUGAGGCCAAAGUUCAGCAUUCGUGAUGGAGGUUCAGAUGAGGAGAGGCUUCCGAGCACGAGCACGUGUGUCAAUCUGCUCAAGCUGCCGAAAUACACUUCGGAGGCGACGCUUCGGGAGAAGUUGCUCUACGCCGUACAGUCGGGGGCAGGUUUCGAUUUGAGUUGA